UAGUCAAAAUACCCCUAGACCUGACCUUUACAAUCUCCUCCGCCCCAACCUCUGCAUUCACUACUCUAAAUCUCCGAUUCUCUUCUUCUCAUCCUCGCCACCGGCCCACCGUCUGCCGCCGUCACGCCGCACACCAACCCUUAUCUCUGUCUCUGCUGUUCCACCCGUUUGCCGCUGUCCUUUGCUUUUCUCGUCGUCAGAUCCGUUGCUGCCGUCUUCCACUUGUCCCGCCGUCCUCUUCCUCGCCUCCGUUCUCUCACCUGCUGAUUUCGCCGCUGGUAUUGGUACUUGUAUAAAUGAUCUGAUUUAGUGUUAAGUUGUUCUGUUAAUUGUUCAUUGCCGAGGAAAGCAUGUUGUAGCAUUCUGGAGCAGAACAUCCUUGAAAACUAGACCCUGUGAUCGGAUAACGCAAGGACAUAAGAGUUGUUAGUAAAAUGGUUUCCUUUGAGAUGAAUGAUCGCAAAAAGAUCGGGUUAGGGUUAACUGGAUUUGGUAUAUUUUUCUCAUUCCUUGGGAUUAUCUUCUUCUUCGACAAGGGAUUACUAGCUAUGGGAAAUAUCCUGUUUAUUUCUGGAGUGUCCUUAACCAUUGGUGUGAAAUCCACUAUGCAAUUCUUCACGAAACGAAGUAAUUUCAAGGGAUCAAUCUCGUUUGGCAUUGGAUUCUUGAUUCUCAUCAUGGGAUGGCCUAUUUUGGGCAUGAUCAUUGAGGCUUAUGGAUUCAUAGUACUAUUCAGUGGUUUCUGGCCCACACUGGCUGUUUUCUUACAGAAGAUUCCAAUUCUUGGUUGGUUGUUUCAACAGCCAUAUGUCCGAUCGUUGUUGGAACGUUAUAGAGGCCGGCGAGUACCCGUGUAAGAGAGGAGGAAUCGGCGGAAACAUUUUGUAGCUGCUAGCAAGCAAGCACGUUUAUCAGUGUAUGUAAAGAAAAUACCAGCAUAUGGGAGAUACCUGACUGUGAAUUCAGAGUUGGCACUCUGAUGCUAGCAUAUGAUUGUCACUUUUAACACGAUAGUCAUGUAUGUAGUGACAUGAUAGUCAUGUAUGUAGUGGAAAGAGUUCAUUGAUUAUGCGUCGAAUUAAUCAAUUACGCAAUCUUUGUUCGAAGGAUAAGAAUGAUAAUUUCUUAUUUGGGUCAGUGUAUGUAACAGUGCCUUCCGACAACACACUGCUAUAGGAUGAAAAAAUUUGACGGAGUUGCAUGUGUUAAUUUUCCU
Messenger RNA from Arachis stenosperma, 1216 nucleotides. RefSeq names its product vesicle transport protein GOT1-like. Bases 435 to 857 code for a protein of 140 amino acids. Lineage: Eukaryota; Viridiplantae; Streptophyta; Magnoliopsida; Fabales; Fabaceae. The transcript has 7 exons. Gene Ontology annotation, biological process: endoplasmic reticulum to Golgi vesicle-mediated transport; retrograde transport, endosome to Golgi. The record is from RefSeq and is a predicted model, not a curated record.